This is a messenger RNA of Hippocampus zosterae (dwarf seahorse), 563 nucleotides long. RefSeq names its product SRA stem-loop interacting RNA binding protein (gene slirp). Bases 89 to 388 code for a protein of 99 amino acids. The transcript is spliced from 4 exons. The record is from RefSeq and is a predicted model, not a curated record. Gene Ontology annotation, biological process: positive regulation of mRNA splicing, via spliceosome; spermatogenesis. Lineage: Eukaryota; Metazoa; Chordata; Actinopteri; Syngnathiformes; Syngnathidae. Gene Ontology annotation, molecular function: poly(G) binding; mRNA 3'-UTR binding; poly(U) RNA binding.
UGUAAAAAACGAAAAUAAAAUCUAGGCAAAAUAGGAACCGGAAGUUUCACAUUGCUUCCGAGGUCAAAGUUUCAAUUCAGGUCGGAACAUGGCGACGUCGUCGAGAAAAGUGUUUGAGGUGUUUGUGUCAAAAGUUCCAUGGACAGUUGCUGGCAAGGAGAUGAGGGAGUACUUUGGACAAUUUGGACAAGUUAAAAGGUGUCUUAUACCAUUUGAUAAAGAAACUGGCUUCCACAGAGGAUUCUGUUGGGUGGGUUUCACGGAGGAGGAGGGACUGAACAAUGCACUGCAAAAAGAGCAACACUUACUGGAGGGAGUUAAGCUUCAGGUUCAGAAGAACCAGCGGCCAUUUUCUGGACGGAAAUCAAACAAAAAUGAAAAUGAGUGAAGCACCUUUCGUGUCCCCGUCCGUGAUCGUCUGGAAAAGUUGUUUUGUGUGUGUGUUUUACUGAUUCUUUGUGGGCCUGAGUAUCUCUGAAUAGUUUUUAGUUCUUUCUGUCAUGUCAAUACAAUUUACUGCAUGUUUCCAAUGUAUGUCAAUUUAAAAAAGUAAUUCAAGCCCA